AUGGCCAGCAGCACGGAGGAUUACGGCUCGGAGCUGCAGGAGCUGCAAUGGGGCGGCUCCACGGGCUCGCACUUCCUCAGGGGAAGCACGCACUUCUCCCGGUCCGGCGGUCUGGGAGGUCCCGGGGGUCCUGGAGGCCCCGGGGGUUGCUACGAGGCCGAGGACCUCGAGUCGACUGGAAGACACCAGGCUGGCCAACACCGGGGGUACUACAGUCCACCGGGCACCAGCUACACCAUCGUCGAGAGGCCACCCAGUGCCCCACAUCACCACUCCUCGCACACCACCCCCUAUAGGCAUCGUGGACACCCUGGCACUGCCAGUGGACCCAUCUCGCCGGAACAAGUCCUCAGGCUUUUCGGAAAUGGACCCUCGGAGAGGAGGCAAACGGACAGGCGCACUCCUGCGUCCAGUCCUGCCAGCGUAUCUGCCCUCCGAAGCAGCUCCUCUCAACCAACCUCCCAGAAUCCUCAAUCUCCGCCGAUGCCGCAGCCCCUGAGCUUGCAGGAGCUUACAGUAAGAACAAUCACUAUGACCAGGGAUCCGCCGGAUUCCCACCACGGCUUCGGGAUCUGCGUCAAGGGCGGCAAGGAUGCCGAUGCGCAGUCAGGGGUUGGUGUCUACAUCUCCAGGGUGGAGGAGGGUUCGGUGGCUGAACGAGCCGGUCUCAGACCUGGGGACACCAUUUUGGAAGUAAACGGCACCCCCUUUCGAGCCGUUACCCACGAGGAAGCCCUUAAGAUGUUGAAGUCCUGUCGCACCCUGAGCAUGACGGUACGAGGUCCGGCGCUGGACCCGCGAUGCCGAGGAGGACAUCCGGUGUGGUCGUCCUCGGGACGUCAGCAAUCCUGCAGUUGGAUGGACCGCCAGGGUCGGCCAGCAUCCCCGCCUCCUCUGCAUCCUAGGGAUGCCCGAUACGGACCCAGAACGCGCAAAGUCGAGCUCUGCAUCGAGCCUGGCCAGUCCUUGGGCCUGAUGAUCCGUGGGGGCCUAGAAUAUGGUCUUGGGAUCUAUGUCACCGGGGUGGAUAAGGACAGCGUCGCCGACCGAGCUGGUCUCCUGGUGGGCGAUCAGAUAAUCGAAGUUAAUGGGCAGAGCUUCGAGGAGGCUACUCACGAUGAAGCGGUGCAGAUCUUGAAGACCAACAAGAGGAUGACUCUUUUGAUCCGGGACGUUGGUAAAGUGCCCCAUUCCUGUACCACCAGUCAGCCAAUCGUUAUGCCGACGUCACGGUAUCAAGACCAUCAAGAAUCCAUCUUGAUGGACAGUCCUGGAAAUCAUCGGCCCCCGAGUCCGGCGAGCUGUACGAACGAAUGGAGGCACAGAGGCGUGCACACGGUGUCUUCGGCAACGGCGGCCAUGGUGGAGGAGAAGGCAAGAGUCGUCCUCGCCAGGAGCGAAAGGGCGGCGCUUUCCCAGCUUUUGGCGGAUUACAGGACUCGCAGGAUCACCGUGGAGGAGCUCGUGGCGAGCCUUGCGGAUCUAUUGAACACACACGAGAAGCUCACCUUGCUCACCGAACUCCGAGAGCUCGUUGACAGCAAAGACCGGGCUGCCUUCGACGAUUUGGUCUAUCGGCCUCGCUCCUCCGUAACCAGGAGAAAAGGUGACAGAGCACACUCGGACCUCAUAGUUACUCCGUCUCUGCACGACCUUCCGAGAGUCGCUCCCAGUGGCGGCUGUUGCCGACCAGGAAGACUGCUGGACGUCGAGGGAGAUCCCCUGGGAGUCACGGGACCGCUCCUGCCACGGGAUAACCACGAAUAUAGAUCGCCCAGCGAGGACAGCGGCCUCGGGCAGGACAUGCCCAGGACGAGAGUGGGCUGCAGGAGAGCUCAUCAGCAUCAGGUCGCAACCUCUGACCUCGCCCUCUCCAACGAUGACGAGUGUGACAAUCAGGACUACGAAGACGAGGCGGAAAACGAUCGAGGUCGACGGCACAGUUCACCAGGGGGUUCCCGGGGGAACGCCAGGGACUACGGUCAUCAUCAUCUUCAUCCCGACAAUUUG
This is a messenger RNA of Orussus abietinus, 2010 nucleotides long. It is a transcript of the gene dysc, whose product is annotated as whirlin. The record is from RefSeq and is a predicted model, not a curated record. Lineage: Eukaryota; Metazoa; Arthropoda; Insecta; Hymenoptera; Orussidae. The transcript is spliced from 11 exons. The annotation marks the transcript as partial. Gene Ontology annotation, cellular component: stereocilium tip; stereocilia ankle link complex; cilium. Gene Ontology annotation, molecular function: protein binding.